GAAACUUGAAGGUGCGGUCAUGAAUAGUACUGAAUUAAGAAUGUUGGAUAUUAGUGCCAACCAACUAUCUGGUGAAUUACCUAGCUGGAUUGGAAACCUUCAACAUUUGAGUUACCUCAUUUUGUCAAAGAAUUCUUUAACAGGUUCACUACCAGAAAGCUUUUGCAACUUGACCGAACUUACAUGUCUAGACCUUUCUAAAAAUAAAUUCAAUGGCUCUUUGCCAAUUUGUCUAAAUUUUUCAAAGUUGAAGUACUUGCAUUUGGAGAGCAACCAUUUCAUGGGACUUCUACCUUCCACUAUAGCCAAUUUCCCUUUAUUGUUGACUUUAAAUUUGAUGAAUAACAAUUUUUCCGGUCAACUUUCAAGAUUGAAUGGCUCAUUUUUGAGUUUAAGGGUCCUCAUGUUAAAAGGAAACAAACUUGAAGGCUCUAUUCCUACCCGUUUAUGCGAGCUCAAGAACAUCAGGUUAUUAGAUCUUUCUCAAAAUAAGCUUUCUGGAGGCAUCCCAUAUUGCUUGAAUAACAUCACAUUUGGAAAGAUAGAUGCACCAAGGGAAAAGGAAAUAGGACAUUUUACUGUGUCAUGGACUACAAGAUUUUCAAAUUUUCAAUUUAACUCUCUGACCGGUGAAGUUUCCAUACCAAAAGAGAAAGAAAAUUUUACACUGUAUAAAGACCAAGAAGUAGAUUUUACAACAAAAAGCAGGUAUGAAUCUUACAAAGGAAGCAUUUUAAAUUUCAUGUCUGGGAUGGAUCUCUCAAGUAAUCAAUUGAUAGGUGAGAUUCCUUCACAAAUUGGAUACCUAGGCAGUAUCCAUGCAUUAAAUUUGUCAAACAAUCGAUUGAAAGGGCCCAUUCCAGAAACAUUUUCCCACCUCAAGCAGAUAGAGAGCCUUGAUCUUUCAAGCAACAUAUUGACAGGUCACAUUCCUAAAGAACUAAUUCAGUUGUACUCCUUGUCCGUCUUCUCGGUGGCUCAUAACAAUCUAUCGGGAAUGACACCUGACAUGAAAAAUCAAUUUGCAACUUUUGAUUCAACCAGUUAUGAAGGGAACCCUUUUCUAUGUGGUCCGCCUCUGCAGCAAAAUUGCUUAAAAGCUGGAAGAAACAAGCAACCUCAUGAUCAUUUGGAAGGGGAUGACUUUCGAGAUGCCUUCUUAUGGAGUUUUGCUGGAGCAUUUGGG
This is a messenger RNA of Neltuma alba, 1186 nucleotides long. RefSeq names its product receptor like protein 21-like. Gene Ontology annotation, molecular function: protein binding. The annotation marks the transcript as partial. Lineage: Eukaryota; Viridiplantae; Streptophyta; Magnoliopsida; Fabales; Fabaceae. The transcript has 2 exons. The record is from RefSeq and is a predicted model, not a curated record.